AAGGAUCUACUGCUGCAUCCACUUCUCAACACUGAAAACAAUACGAAGCUGCCGACGUUGAUUUAUUUAUUUUUAUUAUAUAUUAUUAUAUUUUUUAAGUUUUUUAGUUUUUUUAGUUUCAUUUUGUAUGAAGCUGAUUCCAGUCCUAUCAUUACACUCCGUCAGUUCCGUUUCAUUUGUGGACCAAUGACUGCACAGAGGCUUUUCAGUUUAAUUAUAUUGGAUCAUGUGUCACACAGACUUUGUACUUUGAUUAUUACACAGAAACUCAGUCUGAAUGUGCUGUGCUGUCUGAGGGUUAGUGUUAGUACAUUUUUACUGAUCCACUGAGUAGUCAUAUUUCCGAUGACACGUGAACUACUCUUACGCUGUUAAACGGAACUGAGUUGGCUGAGACUAUGAUCUGUACCAGCGACGAUGUUCUCCUCCUGGUUUGGAUAAAGACUCACCUCCUCCAGAUCUCAGUGAGAUGGUCUCCUCAGCUCAUGAAAACAAUCAACCUUCCUUUCAAAAUGACUUCCAGAGGAAAACCUUUGACAGCUGCAUCUCUGUUGAUACUUUUGAUGAAAGUCUUCAGUGGAAGCAGUCUGACCUGUCAUCCAGCAGAGUAUCAGACAGGGAAUGAAUGCUGUCCCAUGUGUCCACCUGGAAGUCGUGUUAAAACAGAUUGCACAGAGUUCAGAAGUACGUCCUGUCUGCCUUGCUUAGAGGGAACCUACAUGAAUCAACCUACUGGACUUAAAAACUGUUUUCCCUGCACAAACUGUAACACAGGCUCUGGUCUGAAGAUAAAGACUUCAUGUACAUCAACAUCAGAUACAGUUUGUGAACCACUGGAAGGAUUCUACUGUAUGGACGUCAAAGACAAAGGCUGUGAGGCAGCACAGAGACACAGACACUGUGAACCAGGACAAUACAUCAGUAAAAAAGGAACAGCCUCCACAGACACUGAGUGCUCUGACUGCCCUGAUGGAACAUUUUCAGAUGGGACAUUUACAUCUUGUCAGCUACACACACAAUGUGAAUCAAUAAACCUUCAGCUGAUCAGACCAGGAACUGCUACAACUGAUGCUCAAUGUGGAGAACACAGUUUAAACACGACAGUGACUGUGAUCAGCGUUGUAGUGCCUUUGUUAUUAAUAGCAGCUGUAGUCAUAUUCAUAAAGAGAAAAUGGCUGACAGGCCAUUUCAGCAAAAAGAAUGAGAACAGUCCCCCAGAGGAGAUUAAUGGAGGAGAAACCGGUGUAAUGAUGCCAAUGCCAACAGCAGCAGAGAUGGAUUCAUCCAGAGGGAGCUCCGAGUAGAGCUGCUCAUCUUUCACAUUGAAAGGAACCAGUUGAGGUGGUUCAGACAUCUGAUCAGGACGACUCUCUGCUGCCUUCCUUUGGAGAUUUUCCAGCCACGUCCAACUGGUAGGAGACCCCGAGGUAGACCCAGAACUUUCUGGAUGGAUUACAGAUCCCAUCAGGACUGGGAACGUCUCAGGAGGAGCUGGGAAACCUUGCUGGGGUGAGGGACGUCUGAUAAACCCUGCCUAACCUGUGGCACUGCUACCUGACCCCAGAUCAGCAGAAGAGGAUGAGGACAGUGUCUUUUACUGCAGCAUGAUGGGACAUCAGCUGCCAUCAGAGGACCAGUGAGGAACAUUAUAAUAAUCCUUCACAGUGGACAUUUUAAUUUGGGAAGGAUGAUGAACACAGUAUAUUUACUCACACUUGAGUUCAAGUUGUGUUUGUGAGUUAUGAAAUAUCAGUAACAAUAUGUUGUAUGAAUGCUGCAGGCUGACUGUCAGGUGUAAAUCAACUGGAAUCUAAUGAUCCCUGUAGAUGAUUCAAACAUUAAUAUGUUAAUAAUGUUCCAGUGUUUGUGCUGCACAGGUCCUUUGGACAAUUCUGUUGAAAUGACAGGAGCAACAGCUGAGAGUUAAACUGCAGCUUUCUAAAUGUGAGUUCACUGGUGAGGAACACGAUACAACAACAUGUCAUUUAAAGGUUUUAGUAGAGAAGGAGGUGUUGGAUGCUGAGGACAGAUGAGUGGAUGUGUAGGGCCGUAGUGAAGGAUGUCAUCUGUUAGACUGGUCUGGGAGGACGUACUGAAGAGCAGGUGGAGACAGACUGACUGUGGGGGUUCCAUCAUGACGUGACUCCACUCUGAUCACAGGAACUCAGUCGUGGGAGAAGAACGCAGCAGAAUAGGGAGGGAUGAGGGAAGGAGGGAUAAUGUGUAGAUUUGACAGGUGUUAGAGGUGGAGUUGAGGCGUGGCUCUGCUCCUUAAGGUAACUAGUUAAAUUCAUUUAGAGUGAAGGGUCCUGGGAGGUAUGACACAGCUGUAAGUUGUUUUCUGUUUGAAAUAGUGAUGUGUAGUUUGAAACAGUGUAGUCUAACUCUGGGACAUUUCCUGCAGACAUGUUGGAUUAAAACAAAAUGAGUCCUGGUCAAUGUUAAUUGGCUUCAACAUAAUCCACAGUGGAAGUGAAGGUUUAAAUAAUCAACUCAGCACAGACAGAAGAUGGACUUGUGUAAUAAUGGACUGGAGAUCAAAUUCAAAUGAAUACAAAGUAGAUGGAUGUGUGGAAUGUAUUAAAUUAGUGACCAAUCAGAAAGAAGACAGGUGUUUGUUUCAUCAGGUUCAUGAAAAGACAAAGACUUCUAUCAGUCUGAUGAAGCUCUGAGCAAAACACACAGCUGAUGUCAGUGCUAUCAAAGAACAUUUGUUUUUAUGGGCUGAAUGUGUUGAAUGUACUGAAUGUGCUUUAUUUUUCAUGUUGCAGUUUCUUGUUCCUCCAGCUCUGCUCAUGCUGUAAAUGAAGCUUUUUCUCUUUUUAACUAAGUAAUAUACUGUAUGUUUCUUUACUCUGUGUCCUUCUGUAAACUCCAUGUACAGUUUUAUAUAAACAAGUGUAUUUUUGUAUCAUAUUUUACUAUAAAAGUGAGACAGUCUUUAGUCAAGAA
Molecule: messenger RNA, 2952 nt
Organism: Lates calcarifer (barramundi perch)
Lineage: Eukaryota; Metazoa; Chordata; Actinopteri; Centropomidae
Product: tumor necrosis factor receptor superfamily member 14-like
Biological process (GO): negative regulation of alpha-beta T cell proliferation; positive regulation of cytokine production involved in immune response; positive regulation of T cell migration
Cellular component (GO): membrane; external side of plasma membrane
Molecular function (GO): transmembrane signaling receptor activity; protein binding
Source: RefSeq, a predicted model, not a curated record